Messenger RNA from Eutrema salsugineum, 612 nucleotides. Its product is annotated as SART-1 family protein DOT2. The coding region runs from base 1 to 612 and encodes 203 amino acids. Gene Ontology annotation, biological process: mRNA cis splicing, via spliceosome; maturation of 5S rRNA. The record is from RefSeq and is a predicted model, not a curated record. Lineage: Eukaryota; Viridiplantae; Streptophyta; Magnoliopsida; Brassicales; Brassicaceae. Gene Ontology annotation, cellular component: U4/U6 x U5 tri-snRNP complex. The transcript has a single exon.
AUGUCUCAGCUCAAUAUUGCUUUGAAGAAGAAUACGAUGAGGAAGAAUAAGAAAUUAGUUAUAAAUAUUGCUCCAAAAAAAGAAGGUCUUGCUUCAAGACUUGAAGCUGAUCAGGAACUUGGUUCUUCAAGAUUUGAUGAGAAAAAGAGGCUUGAAUCAUCAGAGAGGCGGAGAGAUGUGGUUCAAAGGGUUUGUUCCAAAGCUGAAGAGAUUAAUGAUCGUCCUAGCGCUAGAGAUGGAGUGAUGCGUGAGGUUGAAGUCGGUACAGGAUUAUUCGGCGCAUUAAAACUACUUAGAGAGCAAGGAACUUUCAAGGAGAAAAGAAAGCUUGUAGGUGUUAGGGCCAAUAAUCAUGAAGACGACAGAUUCAGAGAUGCUUUCAAGGAUAUUCGGAUUGACAGGGUUGAUGAGCAUGGCAGGAUAUUGUCUACGAAAGAAGCGUAUCGGGCACUGUGUCACCAGUUCCAUGGGAAGAAACCUGGGGCGAGGAAGCAAGAGAAACGGAAGAGGAAACAUGAAGAUAACCCAAAACACAUAGAAUUUGCAUAUAGAGCUGUGCAAAGACUGAGACAAAUUCAUGCAGAAUUGAAGAGUCCUUACAUUGUUCUCUAA